Messenger RNA from Caenorhabditis elegans, 584 nucleotides. Lineage: Eukaryota; Metazoa; Nematoda; Chromadorea; Rhabditida; Rhabditidae. The record is from the annotation of a RefSeq genome assembly.
GCAGUAUUUUUCCCUACUCAAUUCCGUAAAACCGAGCAAAGUUGCUUUUCUGAAAUCGUGUUAGCUGUUGCAAUAUUACACGGAAUUUUCGACGCAAUUUUAUCAUUUGCCCUAUCCCCGCCAGUUCGAAUGCCAAAUUGCGGAACUAGUGGUUGCUUUGUCAAUGAUCAAUUCCGAUAUUAUUGGGGAAUUUCCAACAUGGUUCUGGGCUUCGUUGUGAUCCUGCUUUCCGUCAGCUUCUUCUUCAAAAUCAAGGCUGUAAAAAGGAAGACGCCAAAUAUGGGAAAUUCGAAGCUUCAGCAACAUAAAUUCCAGCAGGCUAAUAGAACUUCGACUGGAAUUCUCGUGUCCUCUAUGCUUCUCCUCACGACGCCAAGCGUGUGUGUUGGGCUCGUUGAGCUUAUGGGCUACUCCAUAUUCAGACUAGUUGGGCCAUUUUAUUCAGCGAGCUUGAUGUCUAGUGGGAUUUGCAACGGUAUUAAAUUUAUCGGGUGUAAUGGAGAUGCCAGGCAAUUACUCGGAAGGAAAUCUCAGCAAAUGCUAACUCACACGAUGUCGGUUGCUCCAAAAUCGCUCCAAUUGCU